AUGGAUGUAUUGUGUGAAAGAGAAUAUGUGUAAGAAGGGGGUGAAUUAAGAUAUGACAGCUGAUAGAGAUGUACGGAGGAGUACAUACUGUGCCGCCCCUCCGAAGGGAUAAGGAAUCAAAUAUCAUGAAUAUUUCAUUGCUAACAUUUGGUGUCAUUUGCACCUCAGCUUUGCUUUUACAACCACCAAAAAAACGUAAGGAAUGUGUUAAAGGAACGAGCAAACAAUAUUGUUUGACGGAAAACUUAAGGAAAAGGAAUUUCGAAAUUCAAAUCGAACCAGAAGAGUCAAAGGGCAACGGUGAUACUUACCCUGGAAAUAAUGAAAUCAAUGCUCUUAAAAGACACAAGGGAUGGGGAGGAUCUAAACCACCGAAGCCUACAAAACCACCAAAACCACCAAAACCACCAGUGCCUGAUUAG
Molecule: messenger RNA, 422 nt
Organism: Papilio xuthus (Asian swallowtail)
Lineage: Eukaryota; Metazoa; Arthropoda; Insecta; Lepidoptera; Papilionidae
Exons: 5
Coding region: 69-422 (117 amino acids)
Source: RefSeq, a predicted model, not a curated record